Molecule: messenger RNA, 846 nt
Organism: Microsporum canis CBS 113480
Lineage: Eukaryota; Fungi; Ascomycota; Eurotiomycetes; Onygenales; Arthrodermataceae
Exons: 3
Coding region: 1-846 (281 amino acids)
Molecular function (GO): protein binding
Source: RefSeq, a predicted model, not a curated record
AUGCCAGAGUCAACCAAAGACAAAGAUAGAGAUAGUGAUGAGGAGGAAGAGGUCUUUCACGAUGCUCGUUUCCCUCCAGGCGAGGAAGCUGAGCUGCUAAGCCAGUCUCAUAACCACAAAGCGGCUGCGAAUACGCUAUUUGCUUCUUCUUGCUACUCGGAAGCUAUCUCUACCUACGAUCGAGCACUCUCUGUUUGUCCAAAUUACCUAGAGUUCGAGCGGGCCGUUCUACAGAGCAAUAUUGCAGCUUGUCACCUAAAGCUUGAAGACUGGAAGGCUGCUAUAGAGGCAGCAACUUCUAGCAUAUCAUGUCUGGAUCGUAUAAUACCUAUCGAACCGCGUGUUACGAGCUCACCGAGAAUGAAUAAAGUUUCGAAUGGGACAGCCAGCGACACGACGCUAGAGGAACACAGGUCUGCCGCACAGGUCGUCGAGCUGCCAGAAGAUGCAAGUCUGGAGCUAGAAGAUGAAGUCCUUAACCAGUUGAAAGAAAACGACACGCGUCGGGAGGACAUGAUGCGUAUACGGGCCAAGUCUCUGAUGCGGAGGGCGAAGGGAAGGAUGGAGUUGGGCGGGUGGGCAAAUCUUCAAGGUGCAGAGGAAGACUACAGAGCGUUGCUCGAACUUGGGAACCUCCCUUCACACGACCAGAGAGUUGUGCGGACAGCUUUACGGCAGCUGCCUGCUAAAAUAAAUGAGGCAAAGGGCAAGGAAAUGGCCGAGAUGAUGGGUAAAUUAAAAGAUCUAGGAAACGGAAUCUUAAAGCCAUUCGGUUUAUCUACGGAUAACUUCAAGUUUGUCAAGGACGAAAAGACUGGUGGCUAUAGCAUGGCCUUUGAGAAAUAA